Molecule: messenger RNA, 3191 nt
Organism: Ipomoea nil (Japanese morning glory)
Lineage: Eukaryota; Viridiplantae; Streptophyta; Magnoliopsida; Solanales; Convolvulaceae
Product: putative late blight resistance protein homolog R1A-4
Exons: 4
Coding region: 6-2897 (963 amino acids)
Biological process (GO): defense response to other organism
Molecular function (GO): ADP binding
Source: RefSeq, a predicted model, not a curated record
CUCUGAUGAAUACAAUCCAGUUUGAGUUCUUACAACCCAGCCCGCCCGUAAUCCUUGAUGAAGAUACAGCACAUAUGAUGAAUUCUCUCUACCAGAAUCUUGAUUCCUUGCUCACCUUUCUCGAGGAAUUAGUGAAGAAGAAACCAGAGAUAGAUGAGGCUGCAGCAAUCAAAGAUUUGGAAGCCAAAAUCAGAGACUUUGCCUUCUUAGCAGAAGAUGAAGUUGAAUCAAAUCUGGCAAAGAUAUAUAUGGAGGCGGCAGAUAAAAACAUGACACUCUUUCAGAACCUACAACAAGUAGGUGAAGAUACAGAGAUGACACUCUUUCAGAACCUACGACAAGUAGCUGAAAAAACUCAAAACUUCGUCAACACAAUUAAAAGCCAAUACAAUGAUUCUGCCGUCCAAAAUUUGCCAAAGGUACAUACCCCUCCGUUAGAUAUUGGUUUAGACCACAAGAGCGGAUCUUCACCGCGGUUCUCAAAGAUUAUUGAGGGCAAAAUGGUUGGGCGUACAAGUGAAUUAAAUACAAUAAUGGAUCAGCUCAUUUGUCAUCCAUCUGAAGAAAGGAAAGUCAUUUCCGUUUUCGGGAUGGGCGGGAUCGGUAAAACUACUUUAGCUAAAAGAAUUUACGAAGAUCCAUUACUGGUAUCCCACUUUGACCUUUGUGCAUGGACUACUGUCUCUCAAGAAGUUAACUUGAGACAAAUUCUCUGCAGCCUUCUUUGGUCCAUUGAGAGAGGAAUGAAUACUGAGGGAAGCACAGAUGAUCUAGCACACAAACUACGACAGCGUUUGAUGGGUCAGAGGUAUUUGAUUGUGGUGGAUGACGUAUGGGAAACCAGUGUUUGGGAUCUUCUCAUCAGAUGUUUUCCUGAAAGUUAUGGAAGUGCAAUAUUACUAACAUCUCGGCUAAAAGAGAUUGCAGACUACACUACAUCAGGUGCCAGCAAUCUUCAUAACUUGCAUUUUCUUGAUUCUAAUGAAAGUUGGGAUCUAUUUUGCAGUCACAGUUUCUUGAAACAACCCUUGAGCUCUAAAUUCAAGAGAACUCAAAGGAAUAUUGUUGACAAGUGUGGGGGGCUACCCCUGGCAAUUGUUGUAGCUGCUGGACUUGUAUCCCAAUUCAGCAAAUUUGAAGAAUUGGAAAAGAUUGAGAAGGAAAUGAGCUAUCUUGCUAGUACAAAUAUUGGUGAACAAUGUUCAAGAAUUCUUAUUGUAAGUUACAACCAUUUACCUCAGCAUUUGAAAGCUUGCUUUUUAUAUUUAGGAAUUUUCUCAGGCCAUAGUGAAAUUCCUGUUAAAAAGCUUGUUAGAUUAUGGAUUGCUGAGGGGUUUGUGAAGAAGUCAGUGAGGGAUAAGGAAUUGGAAGAAGUGGGUGUUGGGUAUUUACAAGAUAUUAUUAGUAGAAGCCUAGUCCAAAUUGAUAAGCUUAAAUGUGAUGGCCAAAUCAAGACAUGUAGGAUGCAUCAUCUCCUGCGGGUACUUUGUGUGAGACAAGCAAGAAACGAAAAACUUUUGUAUGUUGAAGACGAUGGUUUUGAUAUGUGCAACAGUAGUUUCAAAAAACCCCAUGGUACUUCUAGUUGGCUGCUAUGCUUUAGAACAUCAAAGCCUGAGCGUUUUGAUAUGUGCAGCAGAAGCUCCAAAAAAGCCUGCAGCGGUGCUUGUCGUUGGCUAAGUUUUAGAUCAUCAAAGCCUGAGAAUUUUGAUUUGUGCAACAGUAGUUUCAAUAAAGCCCGUUCUGUUUUGUGUUUGCAUAAUGAUGAGAUGCCAAUGGUGAAUGAUCCUAAGCUUGUAAGCUUCAGCUUGUUAAGAGUUCUGGAUUUGACUUCUCCUUUAUACAACAAGGGAGUGUAUAUGUCUUUUGAAAACCUUUCCAAUCUAGUUCUUCUUGAAUACCUAGCUUUUAUGUUCAAUAGGUCUUUGGGCUCCGAGGGUCUUGACAUUGUACUGUCUAAGAAUCAAAAACUGCACACACUUGUUGUUUGGCAUAGUGCAGCUGACUACUGGAGACGGAAUUAUUCCUUCUUGCCCUCCACAAUUUGGGGGUCACCACAACUAAGGCAUCUCGAGUUUAGAAAUUGCUUUAGAGUAGAGCCUCCAAGCAUAGUGAACGAGAACUUGCAAAGUUUGUAUUGGUUGAGCAUAUUUCAUUGCACAAAGGAAGUUAUUUCGAAGAUUCCCAACAUAAAAACACUGGGGAUUUUUCGUGAAGGUAGAUGGAUUCCAGACAAUGGUGUGCCGUGCAAUGGUGCUAGCAGCUUGGAAAAUCUAUGUCAAUUGAAUCUACUUGAGGCUUUAACUAUUGAAGCUGAGUAUGCCAUUCCUGAGCGUAUAUCUCUUCCGGGUAUAAAUGCAUUCCCAUGUAACCUUAGGAAGCUGAAAUUGAGCAAGACUUAUUUUCCAUGGAAGGAUAUAGCAACAAUUGCGUUGUUGCCUGGAUUAGAGGUGCUCAAACUAAAAAGGGAUGCUUUUUAUGGGCCUGAGUGGGAACCAACUGAAGGGGGAUUCCAAAGAUUAAAGUUUUUGUUGCUUGAAAAUACAGAUCUAAAGAUUUGGAAUGCCUUCGACAAUGAGUUUCCUAUCCUUGAGCACUUGGUCUUGAAGCAUUGUGAGAACUUGGAAGGGAUCCCAACUAUUUUCUCCAAUGUAACCACUCUCAAAUCAAUUGAUUUAGAAUGGUGUGGCCAAGCCCUUUCGAGUUGUGCCAAGAAUAUCCAACAAGAUCAGCUCGAUUAUGGGAAUAAUGAACUAAAAGUUCUAGGCCGUAAUCCUCAGACCACUCAUAAGCAACUCACAUUUUAUAAAGGUCGAGAGAUUAGGACGGUCACCGAAAGCUGUAGUACACUAGAGUUGUAUAUCCCUAGGCGGGUACCCAGAAAGUUAGUCCCCUAGGCGGUCAGGAGAUUGGGGUAUGGUCUCUUGUAUGGAUGGACUUCAAUUGCCCGGCCUGGCUGAGGUGGGCAACUCGUCGAUUAGCCCAGUUAAGUGACCACCGGAGGCAGUCGGAUAAGUCCUGACCGGGUGCCACACUCAGAGACGGUGAAUGAGGAUUUGGUAAAGAUUCUUCCCGGUUUUGGCGCGAGAGUUUCAUUUUUCAAUAUUAGGAAGUUUGCUUAGCAAUAUAGAAACUUCCUUUCUUUUUUCAAGGCCUAUAAUCUUGUAUAAAUACCCUGGGAUCACAUUGUA